GCAGCAUGGAGGCUGGGCACAGAGCCGCCCGAAAAGGCCGGAAACUGGGCUCCAGCCGGCGGCGGCAGACACGGGAGCCCGCUGCUGGCCAGGAUGGCCCUGUGGCUCCAGAGUCCUGGCCCUCCCAGGCAGCGGAGGAGCUGCAGGGCUUCUUCCAGGCCUGUGGUGCCGCGGAGAGGGGCUUUGUCACCCGCGAGGACCUGGCGGUGGCCAAGUUCAGCUUCCUGGGCAGCGAGGAGGAGCCGGAGAUGAUCUUUGACUGGGUGGAUGUGGAGCGGAAGGGACACCUCUCCCUGGAAGAGUUCAGCUCUGGGCUGAAGAGUAUCUUUGGCUCCAGCCCGAGCAGCCAGAGGGUCCGCGGAAGGAGGCCACUGUCGUCCAAGCGCGGGUCCGCGGCCACCAGCUUCCCCGUGCUGGAGGAGGCGGACGCGGAGGAGAAGGAGGCGUUUCUCGCCUUCAUGGAGCAGCUGGGGGGUGACCACUCACUUCCUGAGCAGGAGAUCUGGCAGCUGUGGGGGAAGCUGAGGCAGGAGGAGCCCCAGCUGGCGGGCAACCUGGAGGGCUUCCUGGCGCAGAUGACCAGCCGCCUGCAGGAGGCACGGGCUGACAAGGAGGCUCUGGAGCUGACCCUGAGGAAGCGGGACUCUGACCACCAACGCGAGGUCCAGCAGCUGUACGAGGAGAUGGAGCAGCAGAUCGGCCGGCAGAAGCAGCAGCUGCAGGCCAAGAGUGACUCCCGGGACCUGGCCCUCAGCUCGCAGAUGCAGGAGGUCCUGGAGGCCAAGGAGCGCGAGGUGCAGCAGCUGGCCGAGGGCCAGAGGGAGCUGGAGGCCGAGCUCCAGCGCCUCAGCAGCGCACACCGGGAGGCCGGCUCCGAGAAGCUGCAGCUUCGGGAGGCCCAGCGGGACCUGGCUGGGCGGCUGGAGCAGGUGCAGGAGCAGCUGCAGAUGACCCAGGGGCACCUGAACUUCGCCAGGAGCCGCGUGUCCUGGCAGGUGGAGAAGGAGCCGAGUGUCCCCAGAGCAGGUGAGGACGAGGCUCCCGACCCUCAGGCGGUCUCCUCUGAGGAGGCGCCCCUGCCGGGACUGUUCGAGGACAAUGAUGACUGGGACCGGCUCCUGAACAGCUUCAACAGCCCCUGGCACAGAACCCCACAGCUCCUGUGGAGCCCGCCCGCGACCCCCACAUCCCCCUCAGCCCCCCAGACACCCCGAGUGGUCAGGCAGAUCUCCAUCUCAGAGCAGCACGAUCUGCUAUUUGGUCGGGAGCCAUCUUCAGAUUCCAAUGGGGCCCCAAGGAGCCCCCCUGGGGUGACAACCAGGCCCGAGGAAGGGAGAGCAGUGGACCCAGGUGGGCAGGACCUCAGUGCAACGCGGCCCGUGGAGCGUCGCGGCGCGCACCCUCAGGAAGGGCCCGGGCCUGGCCCUGAGACCCACUUCUUUGGGGAGUCAUUUCUCCCCGCGGCUCCAGCUGGGGAGUCAGGGGGCCUGGUGGCAGCUGCACUCGAAGUGCUUGUUCCUCUGGGGGCUGGCCCCCCUCCCCAGGGGACUUCUCCCCCGGCCCAGUCCCCAGCGGGGCCCAGCACACACUUCCAGACCUCAGACCCAGAUGAUAGGGACUCCUGGGCGGGGCCUGUCCCAGCCAAGCCACCCAGGCAGAGGGAGGCCCUCCACCAGGGCCCUCAUACUGCGGGCUCCGCACCCCGACUGGAGCCCAGAGGAGCCCGAGUCCUCCCGGCAGGGCUGGCUGAGCUCUCAGAGGGUCUGGAGGGUGUGGCUGAGGCUCCCCUGGCUGAGCCCCCAGAGGGUCUGGAGGGUGUAGGUCAGGCUGAGGCUCCCCUGGCUGAGCCCUCAGAGGGUCUGGAGGGUGUGGCUGAGGCUCCCCUGGCUGAGCCCCCCGAGGGUCUGGAGGGUGUGGGUCAGGCUCUCCUGGCUGAGCCCCCAGAGGGUCUGGAGGGUGUAGGUCAGGCUGAGGCUCCCCUGGCUGAGCCCUCAGAGGGUCUGGAGGGUGUGGCUGAGGCUCCCCUGGCUGAGCCCCCCGAGGGUCUGGAGGGUGUGGGUCAGGCUCUCCUGGCUGAGCCCCCAGAGGGUCUGGAGGGUGUAGGUCAGGCUGAGGCUCCCCUGGCUGAGCCCUCAGAGGGUCUGGAGGGUGUGGCUGAGGCUCCCCUGGCUGAGCCCCCCGAGGGUCUGGAGGGUGUGGGUCAGGCUCUCCUGGCUGAGCCCCCAGAGGGUCUGGAGGGUGUAGGUCAGGCUGAGGCUCCCCUGGCUGAGCCCUCAGAGGGUCUGGAGGGUGUGGCUGAGGCUCCCCUGGCUGAGCCCCCCGAGGGUCUGGAGGGUGUGGGUCAGGCUCUCCUGGCUGAGCCCCCAGAGGGUCUGGAGGGUGUAGGUCAGGCUGAGGCUCCCCUGGCUGAGCCCUCAGAGGGUCUGGAGGGUGUGGCUGAGGCUCCCCUGGCUGAGCCCCCCGAGGGUCUGGAGGGUGUGGGUCAGGCUCUCCUGGCUGAGCCCCCAGAGGGUCUGGAGGGUGUAGGUCAGGCUGAGGCUCCCCUGGCUGAGCCCUCAGAGGGUCUGGAGGGUGUGGCUGAGGCUCCCCUGGCUGAGCCCCCCGAGGGUCUGGAGGGUGUGGGUCAGGCUCUCCUGGCUGAGCCCCCAGAGGGUCUGGAGGGUGUAGGUCAGGCUGAGGCUCCCCUGGCUGAGCCCUCAGAGGGUCUGGAGGGUGUGGCUGAGGCUCCCCUGGCUGAGCCCCCCGAGGGUCUGGAGGGUGUGGGUCAGGCUCUCCUGGCUGAGCCCCCAGAGGGUCUGGAGGGUGUAGGUCAGGCUGAGGCUCCCCUGGCUGAGCCCUCAGAGGGUCUGGAGGGUGUGGCUGAGGCUCCCCUGGCUGAGCCCCCCGAGGGUCUGGAGGGUGUGGGUCAGGCUCUCCUGGCUGAGCCCCCAGAGGGUCUGGAGGGUGUAGGUCAGGCUGAGGCUCCCCUGGCUGAGCCCUCAGAGGGUCUGGAGGGUGUGGCUGAGGCUCCCCUGGCUGAGCCCCCCGAGGGUCUGGAGGGUGUGGGUCAGGCUCUCCUGGCUGAGCCCCCAGAGGGUCUGGAGGGUGUAGGUCAGGCUGAGGCUCCCCUGGCUGAGCCCUCAGAGGGUCUGGAGGGUGUGGCUGAGGCUCCCCUGGCUGAGCCCCCCGAGGGUCUGGAGGGUGUGGGUCAGGCUCUCCUGGCUGAGCCCCCAGAGGGUCUGGAGGGUGUAGGUCAGGCUGAGGCUCCCCUGGCUGAGCCCUCAGAGGGUCUGGAGGGUGUGGCUGAGGCUCCCCUGGCUGAGCCCCCCGAGGGUCUGGAGGGUGUGGGUCAGGCUCUCCUGGCUGAGCCCCCAGAGGGUCUGGAGGGUGUAGGUCAGGCUGAGGCUCCCCUGGCUGAGCCCUCAGAGGGUCUGGAGGGUGUGGCUGAGGCUCCCCUGGCUGAGCCCCCAGAGGGUCUGGAGUGUGUGGCUCAGGCUCCCACGAAGGCAGUGGCGCAGCAGGGUGAGCUGGGCCCAGAUGUGCUGGAGGGCCGUCCCGGGGGGCUAAGGGAAGCUCCUGGCCAGGUCCAGCUUAGUGGGCUGCCUGCCCUCCCACAGCAGAGUCUGGAGGAGGAACCCAGGGAGGAGGAGGGGAAACAGGGGGGCCAGGGCAGGCCAGGCCUCAGUUCAGAGCUGCCCUCUGAGGCUCGGGGCCUGAGGACCGGGCCCUCAGAACGCCCCCAGCGAAGUUCCCUGCCUGCCCCUCUCCCACCUGACACAGCGCAGGCUCAGGCUGAGGCAGAAGGCCCUGCUCCUGGAAGACCGUCCCCUCCAAGGGACUCUCCCCCUCGGGGGGCUCAGCCUGGGGGUGGGGCAGGGCCCCAGCCGCCCACGAACACCCUGCCCAGCAUGGAGGCUGCGCUGGAAGCCCAACCCACGCUGCCACCCACAGCCGCUCAAGCGGAGGGAGAACAAGGCCCCCCACCACCCCGUGAGCCUCGGGCAGAGAACAGGCCUGAAGACCCAGGAACAGGCUCCGGGGAGGCUGGGCUGACCCCCUCCCCAGGGGGCCCCACGGGCAGCGAGCCUCCAGCCGACCCUGAUUACAUCUACCACAUCAUCUUCCUGGGAGACUCGAACGUGGGUAAAACAUCCUUCUUGCACCUGCUGCACCAGGACACCUUCGCCUCUGGGCUGACAGCCACUGUGGGAGUGGAUUUUCGGGUCAAAAACCUGCUGGUGGACAACAAGUACUAUGCGCUGCAGCUCUGGGACACGGCUGGCCAGGAGAGGUACCACAGCAUGACGCGGCAGCUGCUCCGAAAGGCUGACGGUGUGGUGCUCAUGUAUGACGUCACAUCCCAGGAGAGCUUUGCCCACGUGCGCUACUGGCUGGACUGUCUCCAGGACGCGGGGUGUGUUGGAGUGGUCGUUCUUCUCCUGGGAAACAAGAUGGACUGUGACGAGGAGCGGCAGGUGUCCACCGAGGCUGGGCAGCAACUGGCCCAGGAGCUGGGGCUCUCCUUUGGAGAAUGCAGCGCGGCCCUGGGUCACAACAUCCUGGAGCCCAUGAUGAACCUGGCCAGGUCACUCAAGAGGCAAGAAGACCUCCUGAAGGGCUCACUGGUGGAGGUGGCCCCGGAGAGGCCGCCGAAGAAAGCUGGCUGCUGCUCCUGACCAGCUGGCCCGGCUGGGGGGGCGGCCCCCCUCGGGCUCCCUGUCCCGCCUGCCUGGACAGCAACACCGGAGGCCCAGCUCGGAAGAUCCAGAGAAUCCUCCCGGGUCAGGGUUCGGAUCCCAGGGCCAGGGCUGCACUAGCGCUGCCCUUCGCUCCCGGAAGAAGGACUUUGCUGAGCAAAUAACCUUGGGGUGGGGGACUCUUUAAAGAAAGGAAAAGUCUAGAUCAGUGGUCGGCAAACUCAUUAGUCAACAGAGCCAAAUAUCAAC
Myotis brandtii (Brandt's bat) is the source of this 4925-nucleotide messenger RNA. RefSeq names its product RAB44, member RAS oncogene family (gene RAB44). The coding region runs from base 6 to 4655 and encodes 1549 amino acids. The transcript is spliced from 13 exons. The record is from RefSeq and is a predicted model, not a curated record. Lineage: Eukaryota; Metazoa; Chordata; Mammalia; Chiroptera; Vespertilionidae. Gene Ontology annotation, molecular function: GTP binding; GTPase activity.